CUGGACGUCAAUACAAUCGAAGCCUCCAAAGACACAUUCGAGGCAGAGUUCCUCCACAUUUUCAAUGUUGCGUCGGGUGCUCAGCCUAUCAUGCUAUUCCAUCCCACCCUCUCCCGUCUCAAAUUCCUCCUUCCGCGGCCCUUGUUGCUCGCAGUCGACGCUAAUAUUGCGCAACUGCUGAAGCUUGGACAAUUUGCUGUAGACUGCAUCAAAAACUACCACCGCAACAAGAACGAAAAAGGACAUGCGAAGUUCGAUCAUCCCGUGAUCUUCGACAGUCUUGAGGACAGGACAGAUGCCCACAAGGGAUCUAUCGCAGCGGAGUUUCUUGUUGCCGGGUCUGACACUAGUGCCUUAACCAUCACCUAUGCCUUGUACUACAUCACGGCAAACCCAACGAUCAGAGAAAAGCUGAUGAAAGAGCUGCUCGAGGUCAUGCCAACUGCGGAUACUAACCCAACUCUGAACCAGUUAGAGCAGCUCCCUUACCUUACCGGCGUCGUGAAGGAAUGCCUCCGUAUGGCGUGCCCCGUCCCGGGAAGGCUGCCUAGGAUUGUGCCCAAUGACAAGCCCCUGAUUGUCGAUGGGAAGGUCGUUCCUCCUGGCACCUUAGUUGGCAUGUCGGCAUACAACAUGCAUUUUUCGGAGAGUCUUUGGGGCCCCGACGUCAACGAAUUCAAUCCCGACCGGUGGCUCGGCGCAUCAGGCCGCGGACUUGACCACUGGCUGGCUCCAUUCUCCAAAGGAUCGCGUGCUUGUAUUGGGCAAAAUCUGGCGACAGCAGAGAUCUACAUGGCCGUUGCCUGUCUAUUCCGGCGAUUUAACUUCAGUCUUCCCCCAGGCGCGAAACUGGGCGAUAAAUGCGACCACUUUACCGUCUUCCUUAGCCAGCCCGGUUUGCCUUUGAGUUGCAAGCCGAAGCUGAAGUAA
Colletotrichum karsti is the source of this 930-nucleotide messenger RNA. RefSeq lists its product as uncharacterized. Gene Ontology annotation, molecular function: monooxygenase activity; oxidoreductase activity, acting on paired donors, with incorporation or reduction of molecular oxygen; iron ion binding. The record is from RefSeq and is a predicted model, not a curated record. NCBI's taxonomy places the organism in Eukaryota, Fungi, Ascomycota, Sordariomycetes, Glomerellales, Glomerellaceae. The transcript is spliced from 5 exons.